This is a messenger RNA of Thunnus maccoyii (southern bluefin tuna), 3082 nucleotides long. Its product is annotated as sorting nexin-32. The transcript has 14 exons. Gene Ontology annotation, molecular function: phosphatidylinositol binding. The record is from RefSeq and is a predicted model, not a curated record. Bases 331 to 1440 code for a protein of 369 amino acids. NCBI's taxonomy places the organism in Eukaryota, Metazoa, Chordata, Actinopteri, Scombriformes, Scombridae.
UUGGACCGUUAGGGGCCGUUAGGCCCCUUUCCUGUGUGGGUGUGUCAAAGGGCCUGAGUUACUGACUAACACACCAUAUACUCCCCAUUUUCCCUGCGCCAGCACUUUAGAUUUGGUACUGUUUUACUCCAUUUCUCAUAGGACCAGUGUGCACUUUGACCCAGAGGAUAUCCUGUGCCUUCUCAGCAAUUGCAGUGUGAGCACACUAAAGCCAACAUAAGACAAAAGAUCUUUACAGCUUUAUGCAGUUUUAUCACGAUAAAGGGAGAUUUAAGCAUUUUACAAAGCAGAGAAAAGACAGACUGGAAUCAUUAACUCACAAGCUUGACAAUGAUGGAAGAGGUUAAAGAAGUGGCAUCUACUCUGAGUGUGCAUGGUGAUAACAUCAAGGUUACAGAGGUGCUGAAAGAUGGGGACACGUUUACCUUCCUAAUUGUUUCUCAAAAGCUGUCUGGGACAGGGGAGUACCAUGUGGACCGGACCUAUGAUGAUUUUGAAUGGCUACAGCAGCACCUGUUCUCCCAGGAGGAUGUGCCCGGGAUACAGGGAAUCAUAUUUCCUCCUCUUCCUGCAAAGGCUCAGGUGAAUGCAUCUGUAAAGGUUAUGAAACAGCUCAGUUUCCUUGGUCUGGGAGAGUGGCAACCGUACUGUACAGCACUACAAACUUUCCUCCAACAGGUUGCUGCACACAGCAUACUCAGCAAAAAUAAAGCUGUGGAGAUCUUCCUCACCAGCUCAGACCCUCCAGGCAGACAGAGAGCAAGGAAAAACAUUUUCAACCGGCUGACUCAAGCUGUGGAAGAGAUGAGAAAAGAAGGCCAUAAGGAUGUGGAUGAGUUCUUUCAAACUGAACGUGAUCAUAACCUUGUUCUAACUGGCUUUACCAAGAAUGCAGCUGAGAGAUUCCUGGAUGUGGUACAAACUGAGCAAAAAAUAGCAGUGGCCUGUGGGCACUUCUCAGCUGCUCUGCGUCUCUGUGUGGAACCAGGGGAGGAUCCUGACAAACAGGCUUUCUCUAAGAUUUGUGUGAAAUUAUCAGAAGUCUUUGAGUCUAUGAAGAAAAACAUGACAAGUGUUGCUGAGAACAAUGUGAGCACUCUUGGACUUGGCUUAGACCUGGAGUCACGCUACCAGGAGGCAGAGAAGGAAAUGCUUUUCAGAAGAACCUGUAAACUAGUGGAGUUAGAGACGUCCAGAAGGAACGCAGAGAAGGCUAAACCUGUUAAGAAGGCUGCUUUGGAGGAGGUGAAGAAAGCAGCAGAGACAGAGUUUGAGCACAUCUGUGAAGUGGCUAAACAGGAGAUUGCACGGUUCCAAGGUGCACGUGUGGAGAUGUUGCAGCAGGCUCUGGUUCAGUGGUGUGAAAAACAGCUUCAUACAGCCAGGGAGAGUGCUGACCUGUUCAACCAGCACCUACAGGCCUUCAGAGGGAUGGCCUAGUGACCCUUCUAGGACCCUCUUAAUGAAGCAUAUCCAGUAUGUCUUAACAUAGAAUGGGGUCACCCAAACAUGUCCCUCCCCUUGUGUGCUUGCUGUAGCUUCUCACUUAUUCGAUUGCAAAUGGAAUCUAGUGUAAAUAGAGAAAUUUAAGAGAAGUGAGAAGGACACAAACAUACACACUCACACACAGCUUCUGUUAAUCUUUCUCAUUGCCCUAAAGCCCCUGUGGAAAUGAUGGUUUUGAUAUCUUUGCAGUUGACUUGUCACCUGGUAACACCAUUGAGUUGAGUGUGUAUGUGUACUGUACUAUCCUCAAACAUUUGUGCUGAGUGUUUUGUGCUGCUCUGCUCUCUAGCCACUACAUCAGUUGGGGUCGCACAAAAUGAAGUGUGAUGAAUUGAUUCCCAAAGUACCUGCUUGCCUUUGUGUGUGUUUCUUACUCUGGGAUCAUUAAUCAGUUGGUUUGAGUGCUCCUGCAAGGACAUGGCAGCAAGGACACCUUGUGCUCGAUUUUUGUCUGGCUUUUGAAACUAUUGUGGCUUUGUAAAUAUCUGUCAGUGAUCUCUCUUACGAUUGUUUUAAUUUCAUCAUCAUUCUCUGGAAGUCCUAAAAAUAUGACAUACUUAGCUAAAAAAUUUCUGCACAUAAGCACAAUGUCAUUCUCACCUUCUCUGUCUGCUAUGGACAGUAGGUCCAUAUCUCAACACUUCUGCGUGCUUCAUCUCAUCUGUUCCGGCCUGUAAUCUCUUCGUUGGGUGAAUAAGGAGGAGUGGUUCCCAUUUGAGGAAAUGAGUCAGAGAGAGAUAGAUGACUGGUCUCAUAAGAAGAGAGGGUGGAGAGGAGGCUUGGCUCAUUUGACAAUGAAGGAGUAGAUAAAGGGCAAUCAUGCCACGGGGUGCUAAGAGUAUGUUUUCAAUCCACCCCAAACACUGUUAUGUAUAUAUCAGAUUUCACUGGUUAGCACAACUGUAGCCAGAGGAUGACUUAAUGAGCUUGGUCUAGUCUUUGGUUAGAAUGAAAAUCUAUCUACUCUUGGCACUUUGUCCUACCCCUGGGUUAUAUAUUUCCCUGAUAGUGUAACAAGAUAUAAUUUCUGCAUCAGUAUCCUCCAGCCUGACAACUACUGCUCUUCCUCAGCCCCACAUAGGAUCCCACAAUGCACAGAAAUAACAAAUACAUGUAUUUUAUUUCUUUAAUUUGCAUAUUUAACUACGCAGUAGGGCUGUUUUUUAAGCAGUCCUACUCAUGUAAACGUUCAGGAAAAUUAAUAGGUGCUCCAAAAAGCAAUAGUCCAUAUGUGCAUGUUAAUGUUAUUGGCUUGACCUGUUUAAAAUAAAGCAAAGACAGCUGUUGUAGGAACUUGCUUUGUCUUAGUCCCAUGAGAAAAUGUAAACUGUACCUCAGCAGGUUGAGCUUUUUUCACACCCUGCUAUUGUAUCCUGCAUAUAUCUUCUAAUUUAUUGGAAAAGCAACAUUUAUGUUUAUAUCAGAUCCCCUGCUAGUCACUGAAAUUCCUGUCUAGUCUGUUGUUAUACUCCAUUUUAUGUUAUUGAGGUAGUAACAAAAAGACAUUAAUUUUCCUUAUAUUAUAUAUUAUAUAUUCACACAUUUAUUGGUCAUUAAACCCAACAAUUUCACCAUG